Messenger RNA from Bipolaris oryzae ATCC 44560, 2328 nucleotides. RefSeq lists its product as uncharacterized. The transcript is spliced from 6 exons. Gene Ontology annotation, biological process: COPII-coated vesicle cargo loading; intracellular protein transport; endoplasmic reticulum to Golgi vesicle-mediated transport. Gene Ontology annotation, cellular component: endoplasmic reticulum exit site; COPII vesicle coat. Bases 1 to 2328 code for a protein of 775 amino acids. Gene Ontology annotation, molecular function: GTPase activator activity; zinc ion binding. Lineage: Eukaryota; Fungi; Ascomycota; Dothideomycetes; Pleosporales; Pleosporaceae. The record is from RefSeq and is a predicted model, not a curated record.
AUGGCCGACUUUGAGGCGCUCAAGGACCAGUGGAGCGAGAUCGAGGACAGAGAUGGCCUCCGCCUCAGUUGGAACACGUUUCCAAGCUCGCGCAUGGAAGCAUCUCGCCUUGUCGUCCCCAUUGGCGCCCUAUAUACCCCUCUGAAGGAGAAGACCGACUCCCCGCUGCUCCAAUAUCAGCCCGUUGUCUGCAGAGCACCAUGCAAGGCCGUCCUCAACCCCUUCUGCCAGAUUGACAUGCGCGCCCGUGUCUGGAUAUGUCCUUUCUGUCUCAACCGCAACUCUCUCCCACCCCACUACAAGGACAUCUCUGAGCAGCAAAUACCCCCAGAGCUGCACGCAGCUAGCACCACGAUCGAGUACCGUCUCCCUCAGCCUGUAGACACUCCUCCCAUUUUCCUCUUCGUCGUCGACACAUGCCAGGAAGAAGACAGUCUGAAGGCUCUCAAGGAUUCAAUCAUCAUGAGCUUGAGUCUUCUCCCCGCAUACGCUCUCGUCGGUCUCAUUACAUAUGGCACUAUGGCUCAAGUUCAUGAGCUGGGUUACACCGAGUGCGCCAAAUCCUACGUCUUCCGCGGUAGCAAGGAUUACUCCUCCAAGCAGGUCCACGAGAUGCUUGGCCUCAGCCAGAUGGCUGCGCGACCGGGCGUUCCACAACAACCUGGCCGACCUCCUAUGGCACCCCCAGCAGGAGCCGGCGCACGCUUCAUACUCCCCGUUUCGCAGUGCGAAUUCCAAUUGACCAACGCCCUCGAGGCCCUUCAGCGAGAUCCCUGGCCCGUCGCAAACGACAAGCGCCCUCUGAGGUGUACCGGUGUCGCGCUCAGUGUUGCUGCUGGACUUUUGGAGACACAAUUCGUGAACAAGGGCUCCCGUAUCAUGCUGUUCAGUGGUGGCCCAGCGACCGAGGGUCCUGGUAUGGUUGUUGGACCCGAGCUCCGUGAACCCAUUCGAUCGCACCACGAUAUCGACCGCGACAACAUCAAGUACUACAAGAAGGCUCUCAAGUUCUACGAGAACCUUGCCAAGCGCGUUUCGCACAACGGCCAUAUUGUCGAUAUAUUUGCCGGAUGUCUUGACCAGGUCGGUCUGCUCGAAAUGCGUGGCCUUGCCAAUUCAACCGGUGGACAUAUGAUCUUGACGGACAGUUUUACUUCGUCCAUGUACAAGCAGUCCUUUGCGCGUGUCUUUAACAAAGACGCUGACGACAAUCUCCUGAUGGCUUUCAACGCCAGCCUCGAGGUUCUUACCACAAAGGAGUUGAAACUUAGUGGUCUAAUUGGUCAUGCAGUUUCACUCAACAAGAAGUCCGUAGCAGUUGGCGAGACCGAGAUUGGUAUUGGAAGCACGUGCGCAUGGAAGAUGUGUGGUAUCGAUCCCGAGUCUUCGUACGGUAUUUACUUUGAGAUUGCCAGUCAGGGAGGACCGAGCCAGAUGCAAUCAGGCCAGCAGCAGGCUCUUAUCCAAUUCCUCACACACUACCAGCACUCGUCUGGCCAGUACCACCUGAGAGUUACCACCGUGGCUCGACCGCUGAGUGGUCCGUCUGGCGACCCCGCCAUUGCCCAAUCCUUCGAUCAAGAAGCCGCUGCAGUACUCAUGUCGAGGAUAGCAGUCUUCAAGGCUGAGGUUGACGACGGCCCAGACGUCUUGAGAUGGGUUGACCGCAUGUUGAUCAGACUAUGCGCUCGCUUUGCCGAAUACAGGAAGGACGAUCCUUCGUCAUUUAGGCUCGAAAAGAACUUCACGCUAUACCCGCAGUUCAUGUUCCAUCUCCGUCGUUCGCAAUUCUUGCAAGUCUUCAAUAACUCUCCUGAUGAGACUGCCUUUUACCGUCACGUCUUGAACCGCGAGGAUGUCAGCAACUCACUUAUCAUGAUUCAACCGACUUUGGACAGCUACGGCUUUGAUCAUGAAGGCGGUCAGCCUGUACUCCUGGACUCCAGCUCGAUUCAAAAUGAGACCAUUCUGUUGCUCGACACAUUCUUCCACAUCCUCAUUUUCCACGGCGAGACUAUGGCAGAAUGGAGGAAGGCUGGCUAUCACGAGCAAGAGGGUUACGAGAACUUCCGAACGCUCUUGGAAGCGCCCAAGGAGGACGCCAAGGAGCUCAUCCAAGAUCGCUUCCCACUUCCCCGUUUCAUUGUGUGCGAUGCUGGUGGUUCGCAAGCCCGUUUCCUACUCAGCAAGCUCAACCCUUCGACAACACACACUACCGGAACCUAUGGUGGCGUUGCGCAGACCGCACAGACCAUUUUCACCGAUGACGUCAGUUUGCAAACAUUCAUGGAUCAUCUGAUGAAGCUCGCCGUAUCAGGCACUGGUUAA